AUGGCGAACGACGGAUUCAAGUGGGACGGGCUGCUCAAAUGGAGCCUCGCUCACGCUGACGGAACGGACUCGGCGCGCCAUCUCAGGUUUCCUCUCCUCCUGUGAUCUGCAGGAGUCUGUUUUGCCUCUGCCAAUCGGAUAGUUUUACCCUCCGGGUUUGUUUUUUCAGCGAGGAGGAUCGAAGAUGGUUCAUGGAGGCUAUGCAGGCCCAGACGGUAGACGUUGUAAAACGGAUGAAGGAAAUCACACUUGUGAUGAAGACUCCCGAGGAGGUCUUGCAGGCCCAGGGAGUCAGUCCGUCCGACCUAGAAGGUAGCAUGUUCCUCAUUCGAGUUAUGGUGGUGAUAUCUCAUUUUAACGUCUGAGCCGAUACUACUGGGAACGUUUCGCAUGUACAAUUGAUUAGGCGUUACUUAGUUUCUAUGACUAAACCAAGUAACUAGUUACUGAUUUAAUCAGCAUAAAACUCGUGGGCCUUCGUUGUAUAAGAAUCUAAGAGAAUUUAGGUUGAUUCAUUUUGAUCAAAUUUGACCUCAUCCCUGUUCUACCGUUUGUUUUUCAGAAAUAACAAUUUAAUUGUUGAAUUUCGCAUGUUCAUGCUUUUUAAUGUUCUGGACUAUCCACGUGGAAUGUUUCGGCUGGAGCUAAAUUGCUUUGAGGCAUAAUUUUAAGCAUCAUUGGAGUUUACUGGGUUUAGUGAUGCCGUUUGGGAUAUUUCGGCUUGUAAAGUUUAGUUAUUCUUUGCGGGUCGUUGAUAUUGUUCUGUCUAUGUUAUUACUAUUCGAAGUAUUUGGAAGCUUUCUUUAACCUGGUAAUUGAUCUGCGUUUUGUGUACAUAAAGUUGGUGAUAACCUUUAGGCAGUGGGUUAAGUGUAAACCACAAUAUGCAAGCUGGACACAAGCAAGGGUUCAAUGCUACCUAUGUAGCAUCGUCUCACCUAGGGGUUUGAGUCCUAUGUACGGACUUUGGACUACCUAUGUUUCGUAUCAGUUUUGCGGCUGAUACUCACCUGUUUGUUUGUUUGCUCAAAUGCUUCGUAUUCAGAUUGUUUUCAUGUUUCUUGAUGACAGAAUUUCUUCCUGGUCUCCGUGAUCUGCUUGAAGAAUAUUCCUGUAUGCAUUUAGCUUUCUUUCCCGCUCUAUCAUGGAAGAUAUUUCUUAACAUCAUGUAGAUUCACAUACAAUUGCGUGUGGACAAAUGGAAUGGAAAAUAAGGGAAUCAGAUUCUUUGUCUUGUAAUUGCCUUUCAGUUAAGAACAGGCAGGACUAUUUUUUCCACGUUUGAUUUCGGACUGCGACUGAAUUUCCUAUUUUUUCUUCUGUAUGAUUAUUUUCCCUAUGCCAGGCUGUUUCUAUGUUGUAGUAAAACAUUUUAUGAAAAUAAAGAAAUAACAUUGAAUGUUAGCAUAGGUAAGGAGAUGAAGAGGUAUUUACUGAUAUUUGUCGACGUUUUUUUUUUACUAAUUUAUCCAUAUUCUAAUAUUUGUUGAACUGCUAUGUUGCCAUCAGGGUGCAUAGCACGUUGUUGAGAGAUUUGGGAAUUUUAUACAGCAUAAUUUCCUUAACCCGAUAGUUACUAUAAUUAUCCACAUUGCUGUUAUCCAAACUAGUUAUCAUGUAAACAAUAGAUGUAGCUUUUGUUGCAUCACAUGGAGAUGUGGUUUUUAUUAUACCCUUUUUCGUAGAGUUCUGUUGGGGAUACUUUUUUCGGUUGUUCUGCAUCCAAAGCGUUAUAAACAGUCUCUUCUGCGGUGAAGUUGGAUAUUUAUUCAACAGAAGGCUAUUCUGCAAUUUACGUGUGAAUUUUAAAUGUGAUCAAUCACUUUUUAAUAAAUUGAGUAGAGCUUCGGGUUGUAUUCUUUUCCCCUAUAUACUCAUGACGACAAACUUAAUUGUGCUGCAGAGAUGUUCGAUGAGCUACAGGAGCACGUUGAGUCCAUUGACAUGGCGAAUGGUGGGUUCAUAUACAAAUAUUACCUCAUUGCUCCUGCUUUUUCUAUUCGAUGGGUGGAGAUUUAUUAUUUUCUUCAGCUCAUAUUUGUAGUAAUUUUAUUUAAUAGUGAGACGAUUAAUGCUGAUUUUAUCAGCAAAGGACCCAAAUCUCUCGCAACUUCACCGUUAUAUUGUGUAAACAUAUAAGUUUACAAUUUCUGUUUUGUAUAAACAUAUAAGUUCACCUCCUUUGGCUACACAUGGUUCUCAAUUGAUGUCGUCGGGGUUGGGAUGCUCAAGUCUUUCGUUGGGUCUAAUAUUUGAGCGAUGAUUACUUGGUGAUGACUGGGUUCUUUUCAAUUCAAUGUUCCUUUCUAUAUAUGCUCUCAUUGGUCAUGUGGCUUAAGGGAAUCAUAUAAUCAAUCUGGAUCAGGAUAUUUUCGGCCUUGCGUUGUGAGAAUCAAUCUCUUCAGAUAUUGUUCUAAUUUCUUAUAAUUAACCUGACAGAUCUCCAUUCAAUUGGGGGUCUGGUCCCUCUCCUCGGAUACCUGAAGAACUCCAACGCUGGGAUUCGGGCCAAGGCUGCCGAAGUGGUGACCACCAUAGUUCAGAACAACCCCAGGAGCCAACAGCUCGUCAUGGACGCAAACGGCAUGGAGCCCCUCCUCUCCAACUUCAGCUCAGACCCGGAUAUCACUGUACGCACCAAAGCCCUCGGGGCAAUCUCAUGUAAGUACCCGAUACUACCUUCUCAGGUGUCACGAGUUCUAGAUUAAUCAAGCCAGUGGAUUUCUCGCCAAAGCAUCUCCCAUUGGAUCGGUCGGACCAGCUGUGCCGCUUUAUUUCGUGUCCUGAUACUAAAUCCUAAACCCUAAUAAGCCCUAAAUCCCGAAACCUUGAUAUACGGCAAAAGCCUGAAACCCUUCUAAACUCUGAAAUCCUAAACCCUGUUUCCAGAAAUCACAGUGGAUUUUUUAUUUAUUUAUAGCCGGCGUCUGAAAAUUUGUUCUUGCAUCUGAAUGAAUAGUGUCUUAACUUUUCGAAUUUAUGUUGCUGGUGAUUGAACUCUUUAUUGGUUUCCAGCUCUAAUUCGGCACAACAAACCGGGCCUGACCGCGUUCAGGCUGGCAAAUGGCCACUCCGGGCUGAGAGAGGCGUUGGGCUCUGGGAAUGCCAGAUUUCAGAGGUCGGUGUUCGGAUCCGCCAUCUUCAGCGAUUAUAUCUAAUCAGUCUAAUCACCCUAACAAAAUUGGGUUAUUUUGUAUCGUUUUUUCUUUGAGGGAGGAAAUAAUGAAAUCCUGUUAUUUCGAGCAGGAAGGCGCUCAAUCUCAUCCAGUAUCUGGUCCACGAGAGCGAAUCGGACCGCGGCUUGGUCUCGGAACUUGGGCUCCCCCGGCAGAUGGUCCACCUCGCUGCGAGCGACGACAAGGACGUUCGCGAGGCGGCUCUUCGAGGCCUCCUGGAGCUCGCUCGGGACGAGCGGGCCACGGCGGCGGCGCUGCUGCUGGCGGAGGAGGAGAAGCUGCGGCAGGUACUGGAGGGAAGGGUCCGGGGCAUCGGCGAGAUGGGACCCGAGGACCUCGGCGCCGCCCGCGAGGAGCGGCAGCUCGUCGACGCCCUGUGGGCCGCCUGCUUCGGAGAGCCCUCGUCCCUCCGUGAGAAAGGCCUCGUCGCGCUCCCCGGUGAGGACGACGAGCCGUCGCCACCGCCAGACGUGGCCGGGCAGCUCCUCGAGCCCCCUCUACGGGCGUGGGCAGCAAAGCAGCAGCAGCAACAACCGCCGCCAGCGCCGGCAGAUGGCGAGAGCUCCGCCGGCGGGAAGAAAGCGGCCCCCCUGCUCCUCGGCCCCCCGGGUGGAGACCGACAUCCCCAAACGUGA
This is a messenger RNA of Spirodela intermedia, 3811 nucleotides long. The record is from the annotation of a GenBank genome assembly. Lineage: Eukaryota; Viridiplantae; Streptophyta; Magnoliopsida; Alismatales; Araceae.